Mercenaria mercenaria is the source of this 3218-nucleotide messenger RNA. RefSeq names its product transmembrane protein 11, mitochondrial-like. The transcript is spliced from 2 exons. The coding region runs from base 5 to 535 and encodes 176 amino acids. The record is from RefSeq and is a predicted model, not a curated record. Gene Ontology annotation, biological process: inner mitochondrial membrane organization. Gene Ontology annotation, cellular component: mitochondrial inner membrane. NCBI's taxonomy places the organism in Eukaryota, Metazoa, Mollusca, Bivalvia, Venerida, Veneridae.
UAAAAUGGCGGUCACAACUGCCAGUUCUCGACCUGGGGGUCCACCAGAGUAUGUUGUCAUACGUGAACAAGACACUGAAGAAUUUACAGACGAAGAUUUUGAAAUGGAGUUAGAUAGAGCAUUAGAUGUGCAUGCUGAAUUCAUUGUAAUUGAACCUAGAAAUCUUGGUGAUGAAACGGCAAGAUGGAUUAAAGUAGGAAACUGUUUACAUAAAACAUCAGUAGUUACAGGCUUUGUGAGUGGAGUUGUACAGUACAUGGAUAGCUCUAGGAACUUUGUUAUAAUAUCAUGUGGAGUUCUUAGUGUAUUUUGUGCCAGUAUCUAUGCAGUGUCAUGGCAGUAUGACCCGUGUUGCAAGUAUCAAGUGGAAGACAAUUUACCAAAACUAGAGAAAAUUCUUGGUAGUCUUAGCACAGUUACACCUGUAGUUCUGGUACGCAGAGACGACACACGCAGGAAAAAACUACACAAUAUCAUUGCGAUAAUAUCGGGAAUAAUUUGUGCUUACAGAUUUUAUAAGUGGAUUAAAUCUUAAUGUUGAGUUACCAUAGCAACCAUUUUAAUUAAUCACAAACAGGUUUUGAUAAUUGAAUGUUCAACUGGAAGUGCCUUUAAACAAUAAUGAAGAUAGUGUGUACAAGCACAAAUGAGCCGCGCCAUGGGAAAACCAACAUAGUGGGUAUGCGACCAGCAUGGAUCCAGACCAGCCUGGGCAUCCGCGCAGUCUGGUCAGGAUCCAUGCUGUUCGCUAACGGUUUCUCUAAUUCCGAUAGGCUUUGAUAGCGAACAGCAUGGAUCCUGACCAGACUGCGUGGAUGCGCAGGCUGGUCUGGAUCCAUGCUGGUCGCAAAGCCACUAUGUUGGUUUUCUCAUGGCACGGCUCAAAUAGUUAUUCUGACUGAUAACUGCAACGUUGUUUCAGCAAACUCAUGUUUAACAUGUCAGAAUUUAUGUAAUGUUGUCAAAGCUGACAUGUUCUUUGUUCUUUAAUUCAGUUGAGUUUGCAUGUACAGUGGAAUUGUGUGUAGUGGAAUGUGUAUGUGUAAAUGCAAUAAGCUUUCUUUUUGUCUAUAUAGAUCUGUAUUUUGUAUAAGUUUCAGUUAGUGAAGAAAAAGUUGUUGGGUUAUCAUACUGUUUAACUAUUGCAUAUUCUAUGUUUGUUUGUUACAUUCUCUCAUAAUUGAAUCUGACCUUUCUCACAAAGGUGAUAGCCAUAUUUAUUAAUCCCCCACCACAAGUGGUGGGGGGUUAUAGGAAUGGUCUCCGUCCUUCCUUCCGUCCGUCUGUCCGUAACACUUUCAUGUCCGCUCCAUAUCUCCUAAACCCCUUGAAGGAUUUUCAUGAAACUGGGUCAGAUGAUCACCUCAUCAAGACGAUGUGCAGAACCCAUGAGUCAGCCUUGUCGGGUCAAGGUCACAACUCAAGGUCAAAGGUUUGAGCCUUCCAUUUUGUGUCCGCUCUAUACCUCCUAAACCCCUUGAAGGAAUUUUAUAAAACUUUGGUCAAAUGAUCACCUCAUCAAGACGAUGUGCAGAACCCAUGAGUCAGCCAUGCUGGCUCAAGGUCAAGGUCACAACUUAGGGUGAAAGGUUUGAGCCUUCCAUUUUGUGUCUGCUCUAUAUCUCCUAAAUCCCUUGAAGGAUUUUCAUCAAACUUGGGUCAAACCAUCACCUCAUCAAGGCGAUGUGCAGAACUUAUGAGUCAACCAUGCCGGCUUAAGGUCAAGGUCACAACUGAAGGUCAGAAGUUUGAGCCUUCCAUUUUGUGUCCGCUUUAUAUCUCCUAAACCCCUUGAAGGAAUUUUAUAAAAUUUGGGUCAAAUGAUCACCUCAUCAAACCGAUGUGCAGAACUUAUGAGUCAGCCAUGCCAGCUCAAGGUCAAGGUCACAACUUGGGGUCAAAGGUUUGAGCCUUCCAUUUUGUGUCCACUCUGUAUCCUAAACCCCUUGAAGGAUUUUCAUCAAACUUGGGUCAAAUGAUCACCUCAUCAAGAACUCAUGAGUCAGCCAUGUCAACUCGAGGUCAAGGUCACAACUGAAGGUCAGAGAUUUGAGCUCUGUAUCUCCUAAACCCCUUGAAGGAUUUUCAUGAAACUUGGGUCAAAUGAUCACCUCAUCAAGACGUUGUGCAGAAUUCAUGAGUCAGCCAUGUCAGUUCAAGGUCAAGGUCACAGCUAAAGGUCAAAGGUGCACCCUUUCACUAUCCAUAGCAGUGGCAGGGAAUUUAGCUGUCUUUCAGACUGCCUUGUUAUUGUUACAUAACGCAUUUUUAAAGUCUGUUAAGUUUCAGUAGCACCUCAGUUUUUCAUCUUGAAACAAAUCUUAAUAACCUUUGAUCAUUGAAGGGCAGUACGUGGUAUUUAAAAUAUGGUUCUAUUAGUAGUGCACUCAGCAUUUUGUUAACCAGGUUUUCAAUGAAAACCUGAGUUAUUAGAUUGGGGUAUGUCGUUGGUCGGGCGGGCGGUGUUUCCGGUCAAUAACUUUUGUUUCGGUAAAGAUAUUUGAAUAAAACUUGGUAUGUAUGUAGCUUAUAUCAAGACAAAGGCUGGGAUUGAUUUUGGGGUUUCUGGGGUCAAGGUCAAGGUCACUGUUACUUAAAAUAGAAAAAGGGUUUCUGGUCAAUAACUUAUGUUUCGGUAAAGAUAUUUAAAUAAAACUUGGUAUGUAUGUAGCUUAUAUCAAGACAAAGGCUGGGAUUGAUUUUGGGGUUUCUGGGGUCAAGGUCAAGGUCACUGUUACUUAAAAUAGAAAAAGGGUUUCCGGUCAAUAACUUAACUUAGGAAUGAGCUAUCAUGAUGAAACUUGGUGUAUAGAAAACUUAUAUAAAGUUGUAGCUUGGGAUUGAUUUUGGGGUUUCUGGGAUCAGGGUCAAGGUCAUUGUUACUAAAAAUAGGGUUAGGGUUUGGUUAGGGUUAGGAUUAGGGUUAGGGUUGUGCUUUAAAGUGGUGCACUGUGAUUCAGUAUACUUUUUUAUUCUUAUGAAAAGUGUUGAAAACCUGGUUUCGUGGCAUUGCCGCGUUUCUUGUUUUACCUUUGGUAGAAAAGUCGUUUUAAAUCAUUCUAUAAUUCUGUUUAUAUUGUAAGAAUGUCAACAUCAAUAUAACUAUUAACAUAUAUGGUACCUUACUUGGAAUAUUAAACUAAGUCAGUUUAAUUCAGGUUAUUUUUAUGGAGAACUUUGCAUAUUAAAGUAUGCAGGUUGAAUAAAAAUCAACACUU